GCAACCUGAAGCUGUUGAGUAUGGACUUCGGAGUGGUGUUUAUUUUGUUGUGGGUGUCUGUCAGCUGACGGCCUGCAUUGUUUUCGGAUAGCAUAGACUCUCACAUAAUCGGCCAGUGAUCUUUUUCUUCGUGCACUAUGGCAAAACUACACAACAGCGUGAUCGAAAUGUGCGUAGUCGUGGGAAUGGAUGAAAACACAGGGUUGAAACCGGCGAAUGAACAGCCCGACAUUGUACUUGGCGGGACAUCAGUGCUGUAUAGGAAGGCAUUUGACUCUCACAUACUAGCAGCAUUGUCCGGGAAGGUUGCCACGUUCCCUCAAGCGGGAGGUGUCGAGAAUCUUGAGCCUGAGUUUGGCGGAUAUGCAACAAUGGGAUCACGUACUAUAAAAACAAAUAGAACUUUAAAUAGAUCAGUGUCGAGGAGAAUGUCAAGGAGACGGAUUUCCCUGGUCCCGCAGUUAUCAAUGGCUAAUGCUACAACUAGUAAUAACCAACAGAGUCUAGAGUUACCUAUUGGUAACGAAGUAUUGACAGGACUGAUGCCUUUAUGUUUACCAGAUGGUGGGUAUGCCAGACAGUCACCAGGUGAAGAUAAAAUCCACACGUUGGUGCUCACUGAUAUACAAGGUACCAGAUCAUAUGCUACGUGUUUGACGUACUAUAGAAGGUUUCUCGCAUCAGAGAGUGAAGAUGACGGAUACUUUGACUUACUGCCAGAGGCGGAACCAUCAUUAUUAAUAGAUGAUGUGUACCAGCGAUGUUACCUACCGACCUGUGUUGUCUUAAUAUCUAAAUGUCCCUAUUACUCUGUUAUGAAAGACUGCCUAUCAAGUGUACUGCCUAAACUGAAGAAGGAGGUUGAUCCAGUGAAAUUUAAUCAAGUAAUCAAAGAGUUUACACUGCAGGUCACCAUGGUAACCAUGCCACCAGCAGGCACACUCACUAUUGUAUUUAAAUUGUACGGUAUGCCGAUACACAUACGACCAUCAGAAGACACUGAUAAACCUGUCUGUGAUAUGUAUUUACAAUAUCCAUUCUUGCGAUUUAGUGCUGAACAUAUUAUUGAAUUGAUGACAUGUAUUUUAACUCAACAAAAAAUUGUGUUUUUAUCAAAUGACUACAGUCUCAUUACACCGGUUAUGGAGAGUUUUAUGACGUACAUCCAGCCGUUAAAAUGGCCGCAUACAUAUGUACCAAUACUGCCAUAUCAUCUACUGGACUUAGUAGAAGCACCAGGUACAUUUCUCAUGGGAUGCCAUUCUAAAUAUAUAGAGUCUGUUGACAGAGUAGAACAAAUUCCUGGGCUAGUUGUUGCUAAUAUUGAUGAUGGCGAAGUACUGAAAGGUGACGUUAUUAUCCCGAAUAUGCCUCUCAAUGCCACAGAGUUUUUUGAACAAGCUUAUAUCAAACUUAAGAAGCACUUUGAUUUGGCAAUACUUGGACAACCCACACCAACAUCACUGGCUGAGAUGAUUUCAUUGAAACAUAAGUUCAUGACUACGUGCCAACAGGAGAUCCAGUCAACAUGUCUUGAACUAAUGGUACUGCUGUUAGGAGACGUAUCGAACUAUCUGCACAUUCCACAGCGACAUUUCAAGAGAAAGGAGUUCCUAGACGCUCAGAUAGAAGAAGAAAGAGAUUUUUAUGCACAGGUGAUCAAAACCGAGAUGUUUAGUCGGUUUCUUCGAGAUAGAUUGGAUCAAAAGAGAGAUUACUAUGCAAUCAUGGAGGAGAAAAUGAGACUUGUUCUAAAGGAUACUAGAGGCAUCGUCAUCGAACAACAGUGGCUCAGCAGGAAAGGCAGUAGUACCGCUAGCAUGAACAGAAUUAGAAGAACGUCAGAUAGUGUUUACGUCCGACAGUCCAAUAACACACAAGUAGAUUCUUCAGAAUUGUUUAUAUUACCAUCAUUCCAAAGUCCCCUCUUGUCAGGUAUUUUCUGGGAGAGAUGUAUUCUAGAGCUGAAUAGAAGUUUGGAGGUUGUCAAGUCACCAAACUUGAGGGCGUCAUAUCUUUAUCUACGCGGAAUGUUCCAAGUAGCCUGUGGUAGACCCAUCGAUGGAAUUGAAGACUUCCAUAAUUUAGCUGCCGCUGAUCUUAGAAUAUUUCCAUCUCAAAUUAUUGGUCAUAUAAUUGAUAACUUAUCAGCAUCAGAGAAAGUUAAAUUAAGCCAGCAAAGUUUUUACAAGCGAGCUGAAGUAUGGAAGAAGAUAUCAGAGAGAAAAAACAGUUAUUCCAAUGUCAGGGUGACAAUGGAAUUGGAAAAAGUCCCUACUAAACCAGUUGAUUUGUCGGAGUUUGUGAAGCAUAUUCAGUUAAUGGAGAUUGCUAUUGAUAUAGAUGCCAUUACAAGACUCUUUUAUUCAUUGACUUUAGGAAGGGUUAUGUGUUUAGAUCCUGAAACGUUUGCCAUCUUCUAUCAGUGCUGGAAAGAGGCCGAAUUGGAGACGAGUAAACUGGAAUUACCGCAUGGUAAAUUAGACGCGAAUGAGUGUGUACUGAAAGUAUCGUCUUUGAUUCGUGCGGAUCAUGGAACUGGAAGAUUGAUAUUAACUCAAAAAAGGCUAUUCUUUCUCACAGAAGGAAAACGUAAAUUCGAAGAAGUCAUACGAUUACGCGAUAUCAAGUCUCUGGAGAAAUUUGAAUUUUAUAACGUCUUUCCACCAGGUGUUCCAGCCCUCAAGAUAUUCCAUAAACAAGAUGACAAAGCUCCGUACAUUGCCAGUUUAAAAUGUGAGAGAAAUUGCUGGUGGAUAUUGAUUCGUGAGAUGUGGGCUGGACGACUGAUAUCGGAUGUGCAGAAAGAUCCUCAAGUUAUCCAACAAGCUGCUCAAAAUGUCUUGAUGAUUGACGCUAUAAUACGUAGUGGAGAGUCUGAUGACGCCCUGCAUUCCUCAGAGGUAGAGGCUGCAGCAAAGAACCUGUGUUAUUUUAGUCGGCGUAAAGAUGAAGGAGUUGCGAAUAUACCGCAAGAAACAACAAGUGCAUUGAUACACAGGGUUAAUCCAUCGUCCAGAGACGAACAGAAAGCUACAGUAGAAGCAUUACUGUAUACACCAGGAAAUCGUAGUGACGGUGAGGAAGAUAACAGCCCUAAAUUAUGGUGUGCUUUAGGAUCAGGAAAAAUUCGCGUUUUUGAUGCAAGUACAUGGAUAUGUGAAUCGCAGUUCAUUCAAGCAAAAGAUAGAGUAUGUUGUCUUCUUAGUGUCAAAGGUCACCAGGUAUGGGCUGGUUCAUUUGAUACCACAAUUUACAUAAUAGACGUAGCAAGUAACACAGCGAAUAAACGACUCAUAGAUCAUACCGACUUUGUGUCUGAUUUAACAAUCAACGAUGAUGAAAGUGUGGCAUUUUCUGCGAGUUUAAACGGUCAAAUUAUGUCCUGGAAUACAGAUACGUUGCAGAAAAUAAAGCAACUAACUUUGGAAAAUGUGAAGUCAUUGAUUGGAAUAAAAUGGAUUAAAAAACAGCUGUGGUGUUGUACAAAGCGAGACCUUCGAGUGAUUGAUGAUGAUGGUAAUAUUUUGAAGAAACUUGAAAUUCAUGAUGGUAGCAGUUUUCCAACACCGAUAGAAUCGUAUAUUAUCACGCCUGAUAACCAGAUAUGGGCUGGUGAUAAAUGCGGAACAAUACACGUGUUCAAUACUCGUACAUUUUCCCACGAGAAAGAGUUAAUAGCACACGAAGCAGCGAUUCGGUCAAUGUGUACGGCUGAGGAUAGAUAUGUGAUGACAGGUGCAGAGGGUAUGGAUGGUAAGAUAGCCAUCUGGAGAGCAAGAUUUGUUACAACAUAG
Saccoglossus kowalevskii is the source of this 3797-nucleotide messenger RNA. RefSeq names its product DENN domain-containing protein 3-like. The record is from RefSeq and is a predicted model, not a curated record. Gene Ontology annotation, cellular component: cytoplasmic vesicle. NCBI's taxonomy places the organism in Eukaryota, Metazoa, Hemichordata, Enteropneusta, Harrimaniidae. Gene Ontology annotation, biological process: regulation of Rab protein signal transduction. Gene Ontology annotation, molecular function: protein binding.